Molecule: messenger RNA, 1320 nt
Organism: Cutaneotrichosporon cavernicola
Lineage: Eukaryota; Fungi; Basidiomycota; Tremellomycetes; Trichosporonales; Trichosporonaceae
Exons: 2
Coding region: 1-1320 (439 amino acids)
Source: RefSeq, a predicted model, not a curated record
AUGACCUACCGUUUCCAUAUCACAAGCGGGGAGUUGGAGCUCCUGAAGCUCAACUUGGCCAUCCAGCUACCAAGCAGCCGUAUCAACCACCACACACUCGCCUACAUUGCAGCCCUGCCCGGCAGCAUGCAGCGGAUUUUGCUCGUGUUACAUGACCUUCUUCCUCCUCCACCUCUCGAGGCGUGGCUGGGUAACCCUGUAGCGACCGACAGCACAUCGGUUUCUCUCGCGCCCGAUCUACUACCUAAGAUUCCUACGUCCUCGUUCGGGAACGGUCCCAAGUUGUCCUCUCAAAUGUAUUCGUUCGAUUAUCCUGCACCUCUCUCCAACUCCUCUCCAGCCGCUUCGACAGCUGCCGAAGCCAUUCCAGCCGUGAUAAACAAGCUGUACGAACAAGAAACGACGCCGUACGGACGGAGCAAGGCGUUCAGCAAGAUUCUUCCCCCGCACUCCUCUCCCACUCCUCUGGCCUCUUCAUCAACUGCUGCCAACAACCGCGGGCUGAGCCUCCCUCAUCUUUCUACACCAAGAAGUCCAGCUCCAUCCUCCGGCCCCUCUCCCUCUACUGCUGCCUCGAAGCGCAAGUUUUGUGAUCUGUUUGAUGACGACACGCCUAUCAAGAGUCUCAAACGUCCAGCCAUCUCGGUUCCACCAACUCGCUUCUCCCUAGCACUCCCGCCCAUUACCUCAGCGGCACGGCGCCACGAUACCUCACAGGUCGGAUCAUCUAGCGCCAAGCGCAAGCGUCACAGGCUCGACGACGGAAUGCCUUCGAAGAGUCCCAAGCGCCCUGCCGUCUCGGCGAGUCCUCUCGCCUUCCACCUUGCUCUCCCGCCCACCGGCCCGGUCAGAAACCACCAGGGCGCAUCAUCUUUCCACACCCGAUACAAGGCGAGGGGUUCUGAAGAGCCUGCCGCGAAGGAAAACGGGAUUGCCCACAAAGGGAAGGGCAAGACGGCGGAAUACCGUCUCAAAUCAGAGGAGAGGAAGCAGACAGCCAACGAGUUGUCGCAGGCAGCCUCUGGUUCCCAGAUGGAGGGUCAUCACUCUAUCCCAGCCGACGGCGAAGGCCCGGUGCUGGAGUGUACGUCCAUUGGCCCUCAAGAUAAGGAGCCAACCGACGUUAUCGACCUCACUCUCCUUGAGGACACCGACGACGACGAGGGUGACGACCUGGAGGAGGGUCCCAUCGGCGACCAUAUCGCGAGGGAUCCCCCCGGUCCAGCACCUGCUGUGCACCAGCCCAAUGAGGAGGAGGACGAAGAGAGGGGCGACGACGAAGAGAGUGAAGAUGAGCUGGAGGAAGUGCCGAUCUAUUAG